CUUAGACAGUUGCCGCUGCUGCUGCUGCCGCUGCUACCGCUGCUGCUGUUGCAGCCACUGCAACUAUCAUUGCUACAAGUGCUAUUGCUGCUGUCAUUGCUGCUGCUACAACGACAAAAAAUCAAAACGAAACCCCAACAAGCAACGCCGCCUCCUCCUCCUCCUCCCCCGCCCAUUAUCACCUCCACACUCACCCCCUCCUCCGCACCCUCUCCAACCACCCCCAUUCCGCCUCCACAGACCGCCCCGGCAGCACCCCCCAAGUCUCCGCUCCACCAACUGGCACCACAACAACAUAAACAACACCAAUUAUCCGAUAACCGAUCCCAACAGAAACGUCAACAACGCCGCCAGGCUCCGCCACCGCCCACCUCACAACGGCAAAUUAGCAAUCAGACCUCACCGAAGUAUCAACAACAACAACAAAACCAAGACCAUAAACAACAACAAAAACAAAAACCACAACCUCUGCAAGAUUUGCAUAACAAUAAAAACAGCAAAAUUAUCGAAACUCAAAAUCAUCACACCCGACCCCACCCCAAUCCCCAUCACAACAGCCAGACCAAUCACAUCCCCACCACCACCACCACCGAGCCACAACAUAUCAACCAUCAAAAUCACAACCACCAUAACAUCCAGCAAUCGGCAUCCCAAGUACAAAGACACCACACGCCAGCUAGUACCACUGACACCAUUAUUUCAGACACACCCACACGUAGUAGCGGCCUGGAAAGCUUUCAGCUCCUACAACCUUCCCCUACGGGCCAACAGCACCUCCUCACUUCCCCCACAACACCCAUUACUGGGUCACCACAUUUACUCUAUCACCAUCAACCUUCACCUUUACCAUCUGCCACUUCGUCAGCUGGAGACUUCCCACCCAACGGCACCGCCACCGGGGUCGCCAGUACCUCCCCGCCCAAUCAUAACAACAACAAGAAUAGCAAAAAUAAAAACAAUAACAAUAACAAUAACAACAACAACAAUAACAAUAACAAAAAAUUAUCGGGAUCAACUACCUCUGUUACUGCUACAACACCAACCGUAACAAUAACAACAACAAACCAAAAACACCCCCAACCUAUCUAUCACCACCCUCAACGCCCUCCUCAACCCAACCAUUCCCACUUAAAUUUACAACAAACAAAUAAAGUAGGUCCCCCUGUUCAAAGUUUAACUUCCGGAUCCAUCAAGGACGCGAGAACUCAAAAGACAUCUACGACAACAGGACACAUAUGUAGCGGUAGUUAUGAUAUGUGUUCAAUGGGAAAGAGUAGGUCUCUGAACCGAAAACUACCCUCAAAACCAUCUUUGGACGACGAUAUUACGGUUCUGGAAGAAAUCCCGGUGGUAGCCCUACCGCGUAAGGACGAAUCAUCCAAGAGAGUCACCAUUUCAACCCCAAAGGCGUUUGACACAUCAAAUAAAAGGAUUCUGCUAAGAAACUAUGUGAUGGUGCGUGCUGAUGCUACCAGCCGUACUGAUGCGUGUUGAUGUCUGCCAGC
Molecule: messenger RNA, 1505 nt
Organism: Octopus sinensis (East Asian common octopus)
Lineage: Eukaryota; Metazoa; Mollusca; Cephalopoda; Octopoda; Octopodidae
Product: serine/threonine-protein kinase phg2-like
Exons: 2
Source: RefSeq, a predicted model, not a curated record